AUGCAGUGUCUCACUCUUUUCCUGGCGUCGGCCUCUCUCGCGGCUGCUCACCAACAGCCUAAUGUUGUCACCGUCACCAGGUACCUUCCUUUUGAGCAGCACCCGUGUUAUGCGUACUUCAUGCUCGGGGGAGAAGGCGAUCUUCCUGUGGAACCCUGCCGGCCUGGGGCUUGCUGUAUUAGUGUCCAAGAUGUCAACACCAACACUGGCCACGGCGGCAAGAAUGUCGGCCCCGACGGUCAUUCAUUGACCAUGACCUCUCACUCUCCCAAUGGUAGCAGCGCCCAGGGUAUCUCUGGUGGCUCCGUUGUCAUCCAGAACUUUCUCGCCGGUGGCAGCUCCGAGCCCAUUACCAGUGGCUCGGUCGUUGCGGUACUCUCGUCCAGUGGCGGCUUAAUCACAAAAACUCUUGACGGGACCAUGACCGACGACUGCACCGUUACAGAGGAUAGUAUUACCACUGCUGCUGUGACUGUACCCGAGACGUCUCGCGAGACCGUCGUCAUCACUACCAUUGUCCCCAAGGUUGUGACUUACACCACGACAUUGAGUGGCACACCCAUUGUUGAGACAAGCACGUCCAUGGUCAUCAGUACCGGGACAUUCACGACCGAUGUUGCUAUUUCCACCACGGAGACUCUGACAACACCUGUGAUUGUCACCUCGACCGAGGUCAUCACGGCAAACAACUCUACUUUCACAUCUAUCGGUACCACCACGUGUGAUGAGGGGGUAGUCACUAGUAUUGGUUCAGUUCUCACCACCGUCACGGCUUCCGAGACUUUGGCAACGCCCAUGGAGGUCACCUCAAUUGAGGUCAUUGCGACAAACAAUUCUACUGUUACAUCUCCUACCACCAUCACGUCCAAGGGGAUGAUCACCGAUUCCACCACUACGGGAACUCUUACAACGCCGGCCAUUGUCACCUCGACUGGGGGCAUCACAACGAAUAACUCUACAAUUACAUCUCUCACCACCACUACCUUGAUAGGGACAGUCACCAGCGUUCAACCCAUCCUCACCAACUCCACUACCGGGACGACAACGCCAGUAACUAGCACCUCUAAGGCAGUCAUUGCAACAAACAACUCCACCACUGCAUCUCUCACCACCACUACGUCUAAAGAGACAGUCACCAGCGUUCAACUCAUCCUCACCAACUCCACCACUACGGAGAUGGCAACGCCAGCUACUAGCACCUCUACGGCAGUCAUUGCAACAAGCAACUCCACCACUGCAUCUUUCACCACCACCACAAAGAACACCAUCACUCCCAGCGUCGUCGUCACCACCAACAGCUCCACCAUCGUCGGGCCCAUCACGAGCCUCAUCCCGCCGCCUCCCACAACCACCAAAUCGCGCGUCAUUCCCUCCAGCUGCCCGACCCCGACCUGUUCCACGGGCAUCCAGUACGCCCUAUACGACAACCCCUUCCGCCAAGAUACGUCCCCAACGUAUAAGAGCUUCUCGCCCGCCUACUUCAAGAGAACCAAGCCCGUGUACAGCACAACGCUGCAGACCGCCAUCUACAUCACCGACGACGACCACGGCAGUGGCUUCAACCCGCUCUUCAGAAACGCCGCCGCCAGCUACCGUGGCUUCCUCUUUGCCUGCCAGGACGGCCGCUACCGCUUUAACUCGCCCUACUCGGACGAUAUCACCAUCAUGUGGUUCGGCGACAAGGCAUACCAAAACUACACGCGCGACAAUGCCGACAUUAUCCAGUUCUACUACGGCGACAACAGGCCCAGGAACAUUUACAGGGACCUCAAGGCGGGCACGUACUAUCCCAUUAGGGUGCUCUGGGGCAACACGGGCGGAGCGUCCGACUUGUCGCUGCGCAUCUAUGGGCCCAACGGCGAGGACGUGAGCGGCGCGGACCAAUCGGGUGAGCAUUACCUGACGACGGAGGCGUGUGAUCGCUCCUAUACUCCUUAUCCACCAUGGGGCAAGGAGCUGUGA
Messenger RNA from Beauveria bassiana ARSEF 2860, 1962 nucleotides. RefSeq lists its product as uncharacterized. The coding region runs from base 1 to 1962 and encodes 653 amino acids. The transcript has a single exon. NCBI's taxonomy places the organism in Eukaryota, Fungi, Ascomycota, Sordariomycetes, Hypocreales, Cordycipitaceae. The record is from RefSeq and is a predicted model, not a curated record.